CGGGCCGGUGCGGGGGACCGGGCGGCGGGCGCCAGCGGCCGGAGGACGCCCGGCUGCGGGAGGCGGCUCCCCAGCGCCCAGGCAAGCAAACCAAGAGCUGCUUCUCCUCUGCUGCUGCUCUCGUUUGGGAUUUGAUUUGCAUCAUCUCCGUGCCCAUUAAAAGAAAUAAAUAAAAAAAAUAAAGAGAAGAGAAGAGAGGAAAAAAAAAUAAAAAAAGGGCAAACCAAACCCACACAAAACAUGUGCGGAAGGACUUCCACUCCCUGGCUGUGCUAUUGAGGAUCAGGAAGAGCCUUUGGGGCUGCAGGAUCUCGCCAGGCUGAUGCUGCUGCUCAAGGAUUUGGUGCAGGGAGACAAAACUGCUGCCUCUUCCAUCCGCUGAUCUCAACAUCUGCAUUUUCCUGCUGCUGUGCUCCCUCUCACACCCUCUCUCCAUGGACUGAUUUUUUGAUUUUUUUCCCUUUUUGCGGGGUGGGGGGGGGAAGGGAAGGACGAGCAGAAAGCCAAGGCAUCGUGCUGAGAGGAGAGAAAAAUUCCCUUUUAUAUCUCGUGUUCUGGUGGAUCUCCUUCGAGGUUAUUCAGCUUUUUGGACAAGAAAACAUGACGUCGCCAGCAAAAUUCAAAAAGGAUAAGGAGAUCAUAGCUGAAUAUGACACUCAAGUUAAAGAGAUCCGUGCCCAGUUGGUAGAGCAGCUGAAAUGCCUUGACCAGCAGUGUGAGCUUCGGGUCCAGUUACUGCAGGACUUGCAGGAUUUCUUCCGCAAGAAGGCAGAGAUUGAGAUGGAUUACUCCAGGAAUUUGGAGAAGCUGGCUGAGAGAUUCCUGGCUAAAACUAGGAGCACCAAAGACCAGCAAUUCAAGAAGGAUCAGAACGUGCUGUCACCAGUGAACUGCUGGAACCUGCUGCUCAACCAGGUGAAGAGGGAGAGCAGGGACCACACCACCCUCAGUGACAUUUAUCUCAACAACAUCAUCCCACGCUUCGUGCAGGUCAGCGAGGACUCAGGACGCCUCUUCAAGAAGAGCAAGGAAGUGGGACUGCAGCUCCAGGAGGACCUGAUGAAGGUUUUGAAUGAACUCUACACGGUGAUGAAAACCUACCACAUGUACAACGCUGACAGCAUCAGUGCCCAGAGCAAGCUGAAGGAGGCCGAGAAGCAGGAGGAGAAGCAGAUUGGGAAGUCAGUGAAGCAGGAGGACAAACAGACACCACGCUCCCCUGACUCCACCUCCAACGUCAAGUUUGAGGAGAAACACGUCCGGAGGAGCUCCGUCAAAAAAAUCGAGAAGAUGAAGGAGAAGCGCCAAGCAAAGUACACAGAGAACAGACUGAAGGCAAUCAAGGCCAGGAAUGAAUAUCUGCUGGCCCUGGAAGCCACCAAUGCCUCAGUGUUCAAGUACUACAUCCAUGACCUGUCUGAUCUCAUUGAUCAGUGCUGUGACCUGGGCUACCAUGCCAGCCUCAACAGGGCCCUGAGGACGUUCCUGUCGGCGGAGCUGAACCUGGAGCAGUCCAAGCACGAAGGGCUGGAUGCCAUUGAGAAUGCUGUGGAGAACCUGGAUGCCAACAGUGACAAGCAGAGGCUGAUGGAGAUGUACAACAACGUUUUCUGCCCCCCCAUGAAGUUUGAGUUCCAGCCACACAUGGGGGACAUGGAGUCUCAGCUCUGUGCCCAGCAGCCCGUGCAGAGUGAGCUGGUGCAGAGGUGUCAGCAGCUGCAGUCCCGCCUGUCCACGCUGAAGAUUGAAAAUGAAGAGGUGAAGAAGACGAUGGAGGCCACGCUGCAGACGAUCCAGGACAUUGUCACCAUCGAGGACUUUGAUGUCUCUGACUGCUUCCAGUACAGCAACUCCAUGGAGUCGGUGAAGUCCACGGUGUCAGAGACCUUCAUGAGCAAACCCAGCAUUGCCAAGAGAAGGGCAAACCAGCAGGAGACUGAGCAGUUCUACUUCACUAAAAUGAAGGAGUACCUGGAGGGCAGGAACCUGAUCACCAAGCUCCAGGCCAAGCACGACCUCCUGCAGAAGACCCUGGGAGAAAGUCAGCGGACAGACUGUGCCCUGGCCAGUGGCAGGCGCAGCUCCACCGUGAGGAAGCAGGAUUCCUCCCAAGCCAUUCCCCUGGUGGUGGAGAGCUGCAUCCGAUUCAUCAGCAGGCAUGGUUUGCAGCAUGAGGGGAUUUUCCGAGUGUCUGGGUCCCAGGUUGAAGUGAAUGACAUCAAAAAUGCAUUUGAGAGAGGGGAAGAUCCCUUGGCUGGGGACCAGAAUGACCACGACAUGGAUUCCAUAGCAGGAGUCCUCAAGCUCUAUUUCAGAGGCCUGGAGCACCCCCUGUUCCCCAAGGACAUCUUCCAUGACCUCAUUGCCUGUGUCACCAUGGAUAAUUUGCAGGAGCGAGCGCUGCACGUCCGGAAGGUGCUGCUGAACCUGCCCAAGACCACCCUGAUUGUCAUGAGAUACCUCUUUGCAUUCCUCAAUCAUUUAUCUCAGUUCAGUGAAGAGAACAUGAUGGAUCCCUACAACCUGGCCAUCUGCUUUGGGCCCACGCUGAUGUCUGUGCCCGAGGGCCACGACCAGGUCUCCUGCCAGGCUCACGUCAAUGAACUGAUCAAAACCAUCAUCAUCCAACAUGAGAACAUCUUCCCAGGGCCCAGGGAGCUGGAGGGCCCAGUCUACAGCAGAGGUGGAAACACAGAGGAUUACUGUGAAAGCCCCCAUGGAGAGAGAGCCCUGACAGAAGAUUCAGUGCAGGAUGUCACAGCUGAGCACCACACCAGUGAUGAUGAGUGUGAGCCCAUAGAGGCCAUAGCCAAGUUUGACUACGUGGGCAGGACGGCACGGGAGCUGUCCUUCAAGAAGGGAGCCUCUCUGCUGCUCUACCAGCGCGCCUCGGACGACUGGUGGGAGGGACGGCACAACGGCGUGGACGGCCUCAUCCCCCACCAGUACAUCGUGGUGCAGGACACUGAGGAUGGCAUGUCGGAAAGGUCCAGCCCCAAGUCGGAGAUAGAAAUAAAUUCUGAGCCACCGGAGGAGAAGGUGACAGCCAGAGCUGGUGCCAGCUGCCCGAGCGGGGGCCACGUCGCAGAUAUUUACCUUGCCAACAUCAACAAGCAAAGAAAGAAACCAGAGUCAGGCAGCAUCAGAAGAGCGUUCAGCCAAAGUGACGGCCACGGCCUAGGUAGUUCCCUGGCAGAACCAGCCUCCCCCGGGGCCAUAGCCGGUUCCAGGCCCUCAUCUCAGCCCAUAAUGAGCCAAAGCCUUCCCAAGGAGGUUCCAGACAAAUGCUCCAUCAGUGGCCACGGCAGCCUCAACUCCAUCAGCCGGCACUCGUCGCUCAAGAGCAGGAUGGAGAGCCCGCAGGUGCGCAAGGCGCUCGCCGCCGGCCGCUCCAAGAGCUUCAACAACCACCGGCCCAUGGACCCCGAGGUCAUCGCCCAGGACAUCGAAGCCACCAUGAACUCGGCCCUGAACGAGCUGCGGGAGCUGGAGAGGCAGAGCAGCGUCAAGCACGCGCCCGACGUCGUCCUGGACACCCUGGAGCCGCUGAAAACCUCGCCGGUGGUGGCCCCAACCUCGGAGCCCUCCAGCCCCCUGCACACCCAGCUCCUCAAGGACAACGAGCCCCCCUUCCAGCGCAGUGCCAGCACUGCUGGGGACAUCCCCUGCACCUUCAGGCCCGUCAAGUCUGUCAAGGUGGCCUCGCAGGUGAAGCCGCCGGCCACGCGGCCCAAGCCGGCCGUGUUCCCCAAAACCAGCGCCAGCACCCCCGGCGUGGCCUCCUCUGCAGCCCAGCAGCCCCCCGACAAGUCCUGUACUGUCUGAUGCACGCCCUGCUGCUCUCCGGGUACAAUCCUGCUGUUCCACACGGCAAAGACGUUAAAAUUGUUAUUUAAUGAAUGCUUGGAUUGAAAGGGAGAUGCUGGGAGCUCCUGGGCAGCCACAGCCUCGUCCCACGUGCCCAGGACAGCUCCUGCCAUGCUUGGGAAAUCCACAAUCCACUGUGAAGCUGAGCAGGAAAACACCAAGGGACGAGUUGGAUUUUGGUUUCCAUGCCUUGUUCAAGUGUUCGGCCGCUGGAAGGAACAUAUGGUGGUGUCCUGUUUUGGGAUACUGGUGUAGUGACUUCUGUAUUCUGUGUUUCAUUUACCACAGGGAAACAAUAGGAUAGAUUUUAGUCUAUUGCAUGUUUUGGUGCCACUGGUUACGUGGAGCUUGGACAUGCCUGUUUCUUGUGCAUUAUUAUUAUUAUAAUUAUUAUUAUUAUUAUUAUUAUUCCGUCGCCCGCUGGUGCCACGGUGGUUAAGGGUCUGUCUCGACUUCCAUCACAUCCUCUGGUUUUGUUUGUUUGCUCCCCAUUCCUCCCCCUCAGGGCCAAAACCUUUGGCCAUUCCAGCCUCAUGCUUUAUUUGUCAUGGAAAAAUCAGUUUACUCUGGAACACUCGUAGAUUUUGUGGAGUUCUACGUAAGACGUGUCUGUGCAAAUAUAAACAAACAUGUUUUCCUGAGCUCUGGGAGCACGAGAAAGAGCCCAGUCAUUGCUUAUGGGCAAUCCUCACUGGUUUCCCCCUUGGCUCUCCCAUAUUUAAAAGCAGCUUUAUUGUUUCCAGUGGCAUUUUCAGCCCGUGGGCUCUGAUGUGGUGUUUGCUCUCGGGGACUGAAUGUAAAACAAAACAAAACAAAAAAAAAGAGAUAAUUUUGAAAACAAGCAUCCUCUGCUGGGAGCCCACGCCCAAGACACACUCUGCUGGUUUGCCUGCUCCUCAGGACAGAUCCUGACCCCCAUCCCAGCGCCAAGCACUGUAAAAACUUCGCUCAGGAGUUCUCAGCUCCCUGCCUUGUCCCUCUCUGCUCUCAUAGAGCAGUGCAGGGAACGCUGCUGGGGACAGGGAUGUGACAGCAGUGGCUGCCCCCGUGCCCCCUGCUCCGUGCAGGGCUGACCUGUGAAUGAAUCCUUUGCUGUGGUUCGUAUUUAUCCACAGCCAGCAGCAUCCACGGACUCUUUUUGUACUCCCCUGGGAAUUCUCCACGGUGCCCACAGUUAUUUAAUUUAAUAAUUAAAAGGCUUGUGCCACUUAGCAGUGGAGAUUGGCUGACCCUGAGCUCGCCUGGUUCCUCAGCUUUUCUGGGAUUUCAAACAGGCUGCACAUCUUCAGGCUUCCAAAAUAAUGGAUUCAGGACAAGAGGAGAAAAGUCAUUUUUCUCACCCAUUUAAGCUGAGUUUCCUCGCAGUUUGUGAGAUCCUGGUGACUGCAAAUCUGUUUAAUUGGCACUUAAACAAGAAGAAGCAAAGAAGAGUUGCUGAAAUGUCCUUUUCUGAUGCAUCCAGGAUGAUACUUGGAAAAAUGGAGCAGGGUCUUCCUGCAUCCCUGUCCAUCCCCACACGCACAACCCCCCUUUCUACAGAAGCAAUCAACCUGUAAUUAAUGACUUUCCAAAAAGCCAGCUUCCUCUGGGCCCUGAACUGAGGGCGUGCAGGAGCUGGGAAGGUUUUGGUGAGAACUCUCCUCAUUUCCCAUUUCUCCUGAGCUGUCCUGGGGGAGCCCCACGGUACGAGUGUGACUGGCCCUGCCCCUCCAGGAGAUGCCACCAGUGCCACCUUUGCUCUCAGGUUCUGAUGGACUUCUACCACCAAGGAAUCACUUGUUCUUUUUUGGGGAAAAAUAAAUAAAUAAAUAAAUAGAAUAAUUAAACUUGUAAUUUUUUGCUCAGGCAGAACUUUCUGGCAUUUCCUUUUUAGCAACAAUUUUUGGGUUUUUUGAUUUUUUUUUUUUUUAAUUUUGGUCUCAAAUGACCAAAGUUUAUCUGUGUCAAGAGCAGGAUCUCUGUAAAUUGACUUUGCCUCAUUUUAAUGCCUUAUUUUCUUUUUUAUAUUUUUUAUGCCUAGCAUUCAAUAUUCCUAAGAAUAAGUGUUCAGCCACGCACAGCACAUUGGAGGAGCUGCUCUUUUCCAGCUUCAAGGUCUGAAGUGUGGAAUUAGAUGGAAAAAAAAAAUAAAUUAAAAAAAAAAAAAA
Molecule: messenger RNA, 6014 nt
Organism: Camarhynchus parvulus
Lineage: Eukaryota; Metazoa; Chordata; Aves; Passeriformes; Thraupidae
Gene: SRGAP2
Product: SLIT-ROBO Rho GTPase activating protein 2
Exons: 23
Coding region: 601-3825 (1074 amino acids)
Biological process (GO): signal transduction; negative regulation of cell migration
Cellular component (GO): cytoplasm
Molecular function (GO): protein binding
Source: RefSeq, a predicted model, not a curated record